GCUAUAUGGCGGCCAAUCCAUUACUUCAAUUCAUUAUAGAUUGUAUUAUUAAAGCCAUUCUAUAGGAACGCGCACCUGCACUUCUGGCGCCGUACUGUAGUAAGCCAGAGGUUGGGUAUAGUGUGUAUAUUUACAUUAUUAUAUAAGUUAUUUGUAUAAUUCCAUAACGAUGAAGACUGCCACUGCCACGUCUCUUCCAUAACUUAUGGCAUAUAAAAUUUGUUGCGGGGGUACUUGCCGCAACGGACAGGGAAGGAGGAAGUAGCGUUGUUCUCCCGGCGGUACGACUUCUUGUCUGUUCUUUCCGCGUCCAUGAUUCGCUUCUUAGCGCUACUUACAGGGAUGCUUGGCUGAAUGAGUGUUGUGAUCAAGGCAUCUUUUUCUGAAUGGUUGAGCUUCGUUCGAGCCUUUGAACCCCAUUCUCCACGAUAUCCCCCCACAGAACCUCAAUAAAUUGUUGCCAUUAUACAUUCCACCUUAUUGCUUUCCCCCGAGAGACCCUCGCACCCGUACUACAUCGUAUGAAUCAGCGCCUUUAGGCAGGUUGGAGCCUAGUUGCGGCCAGCACAUGAUCCAUUCGCCUCUUAGGCUUCGCCUUCCCUGAGGCCUCGAGGCCCGCGCCCGGCACGCACACGACGGGGUAAUUGAACGGGUCAGGGCUGCAACGAUGCCGGGCCCCAGGCGAAAGAAGCCGCUUAUAGGCAGGAGGCGAGUAGAGGACGAGGAGGGCGACGAAGCCGGUCACGAUCUGGAGGACUCGCAGAGCGAAGGGUCGAUCUCCGACGACGAAGAUGCUGGCAAUGCGAGCGACGGCAGCAACGCAGCAUCUCCGGUGGCACCGAAGGCUACGGCGAAUGGCUGCUCGAAAGACAGAACUCCGGCGGCAUCAAACUCGAAGUCAACGGAGACGUCUAAAUCGCCACCGAAGAUAAAUGUAACAACUGAUACGGACAUGAUGCUGAAUGGGCUUGAGAGGUCGAAAGACUUCGAUAAUAUCGAGUCGACUAGCUACGAUGAACUUUCGAACGCACAGAAACCUACUCUGUCACAGCCGGUUAUCGUCAAGUCGACUGCGAUUAUGGACCAACCUGUUGAAACACCAGUGGAGCGAAGGAGGCGUGAGCAUGAAGAUUACAAAAAGAAGCGCGAUGAAGAUCCGGCUUUUGUACCCAACCGUGGCGCAUUCUUCAUGCAUGAUCACAGGCAUUCUGGACCUGCUGCGAAUGGGUUCAGACCAUUCGGGCGUGGCCGCGGAGGACGAAGAGGCGGCAGAGGUGGCUUUGGAGGUUCAUUUGCACCAGCCAAUUAUAUGCAGCAGAUGGACGAACCUGCCGACGCUCCGUGGACCCACGACAUGCACGAAGCGGUCGUGAAAGACAACCGGCCUCCACGCAACCCAUCCCAAGCAUACAACAAUAUGAGCGCCUCGAGACAAUCAUUCCCGCAAGCCCCGCGCGGCCCGGCACCGAAUCGUUCGUUGUCGACGACAAAGCUUAUUGGAAAUGUGCAAGUACGCGUGUUAUUACCAGGCAUGGAGAAGCCGUUAUCAUUACCUGCGAUUGCUUUACAUCAGUACACUCGUCUUCCAGACCACCGACCACCUCUUCGCCGCGAUAAGCCGGUUCGGAUUUCGUUGCCGGAUACUCCUCCGAGAUAUAUAUUCCCCGCCGUUGAGCGGUCGUUUAUCUUUAUCCCACGAGCGAUGCGACCAAACCAGCAAGGCUUCGGGUCAAGGAGCAAUAGGGGUCGCCAAGGAUUAGGAUCGGUGGGAGGUUUCUCAAGACGAACAAGUGCAUAUGGUGGAAGUGUAUAUGGCAGCGAAUACACACCAAGCGUCGCCAUGAGCCGUCGCUCAUCCGUGGCCCAUGAGAUUCCACGGGAUGGCAUCAUAUCCCCUAUGGGCUCGACAAUGUCAAGGCCUCCUGUACCACUCGACUCGACCCGACCUGUUGUCAGGCUACCACCAUCUAUAGCCCAGGCGCAGGCACCGAUUGCCACUGAGAUGCAGCCGGUCCAAGGCGCAGUGCUCCCGGCUGUAUCACAACCCUACCCGCUCCCACAAAAGCCUACCUUCCGCGAAAACCGACCCAACUCUGUACCCAUGCAACACCCUCGACCUCAAAAGGCUGUCUCUGUCGACAACAUCGAGUCACCGGCAGCUAUGCAAAUCAACCCCCCGCAACAAUACCAACAACUAUUCCAACACCAGGUGCCGACACAGGCCAACGGCCAUGCCUAUGGGCAGGAGGCACAGGUACAUCCUCAUUCACGCAAUGCCUCAUACCAGGGAUCCACCGGGACGCCUCUAUCCCAGAUCCCUGAAAGGGCCAUCCACGCCCAGCCCUUCCAACCAAACAUCUAUCAGCAGCAGCAGGGCUUCUACCCCCCGCAAUACCAGGUAAUGCCCCAGCAACAAGGCUAUUACUACCCCCAACAAUACAAUACCGGCAUAAGUGCCCAAGCACCAAAUUUCGCCCCCUCAGCAGCCCAGCAGCAAGCCUACGGACAAGUGGCCCCGACAGACGCGUCGCAGCAGGGCCAGCAACCUAACCUUGUGGCGCAGGAAGUCAACGGAAUGGUGUACUACUACGACGCUGCGCAGAUCCCGGCAGCAGCGGCAGCGUUCCCGUCUUAUGCAUCGCCGCCUGCGUACCCUGUACAGCAUAUGGGGAAUGUGUCGCUACAACAUAGGAUGAUGACGCCGAGCCCGGAUGCGUUCUAUUACCCGCAGCCGCAACAGGCUGUGGUGUACUACCCGCAAUGAUUACUCUACCACACCGAGUAAUGGCGCCUGCUUCGAUGUUCGAUGUCUCUCUGUUUGGAACGACCUGACCGGUUUCGUUUGCAUUGGGAUUUUGCCGGUGUAGUUUUGUUUGAAAGCGCCUGCUACUGCUUUUGUUUACGAGCCCCUACCCUCCCGCCACCAUCCAUCGUCUCUCCACCACCACCACCCGUGGAUGUUAGAAAGGAUUGUUUCCUGUUCUUCGUUUUGGGGGUCACAUUACGGCUGUUACGGAUUACGAUCGAUCGCUCAAAGUCAUGCAUUUUAUUGUAGCACUUCAAUCAUCUUUUAUUUUUUCUGGCUUGAACGGGGGUGGGAGUGUGGGAAAGGGGGGAUGGAAUCGAAGCGUCGUUUUUAUCUGCUUGAAGUCUUUGGGAAAGAGGCAUUGCUUAUACUUUUCCCUUUUUGCUGUCCCAGGAUUAAGCGAUGGCACUUGGUAGAAAUGCUUCGCAGAUUCCUUUUGUAUGAUUUUGUGUUUCUACGAGUGGUUCUGUUUUUUUUUUCUUUCUUUUUUCAUCAAUCAUUUUUUGUCUUGGGGGGUUGGGUUGUUGCGUUGCGGGCUAUGGGAUACAAAGGGGGCUUUGUGGAGGAUGAGGUCUGGGCUUUAUGGCGUAUUGCAGCGAUGUUGGUUGUGGGUGACAAGAUGGAUGGGAUGGGAUGGGAUGGAUAUGUUGUUUUUGGCGGAGU
This is a messenger RNA of Pseudogymnoascus destructans, 3469 nucleotides long. RefSeq lists its product as uncharacterized. Lineage: Eukaryota; Fungi; Ascomycota; Leotiomycetes; Thelebolales; Thelebolaceae. The transcript has 2 exons. Gene Ontology annotation, biological process: mRNA processing. Gene Ontology annotation, molecular function: mRNA binding. Gene Ontology annotation, cellular component: exon-exon junction complex. The record is from RefSeq and is a predicted model, not a curated record. The coding region runs from base 668 to 2764 and encodes 698 amino acids.